UCGAGCAGACAAUAAAAAACUUAACUAAACCCUAGCUAGACAUCUGAUCUCAUGGACAAGGUGAUGAGAAUGUCGUCAGAAAGAGGAGUGGUGAUCAUCACGAAGAGCUCAUGUUGUCUCUGCUACGCCGUUCAGAUCCUGUUCCGUGACCUUAGGGUUCAACCAACGGUCCACGAAAUUGACACCGACCCCGACUGCCGUGAGAUCGAGAAGGCUCUUCUCCGGAUAGGCUGCUCCACGGCGGUACCAGCUGUCUUCGUAGGUGGCAAGCUCGUUGGUUCCACCAAUGAAGUCAUGUCCCUUCACCUUAGUGGCUCUCUCGUCCCCUUGAUCAAACCUUAUCAGUCUCUCCUUUACUAGCUAACUGGACCAAUCAGAGAUCCUUCGUGACAAUAAAAACCCUUAUAGCUAGGGUGUGCGCUUUUCUUCUGUCAUAUCACAUAUAUGUAUCUUAUUUUUGUGUUUCUUCAUGUUUCAGUCUAGUUAAUCAACUGGUAUGUUGAUGUACGUAUAAAUCUCUGUUUAUGAUUACCAAAAAAUAAAAAUAAAAAUCUCUGUUUAUGAUAAUGAAAAGAGUAUUCAACAGAUGUUAAUUUUUCUU
Messenger RNA from Brassica rapa (field mustard), 601 nucleotides. Its product is annotated as glutaredoxin-C13. The record is from RefSeq and is a predicted model, not a curated record. Lineage: Eukaryota; Viridiplantae; Streptophyta; Magnoliopsida; Brassicales; Brassicaceae.